Perca fluviatilis (European perch) is the source of this 1627-nucleotide messenger RNA. RefSeq names its product polymerase (RNA) III (DNA directed) polypeptide D (gene polr3d). Gene Ontology annotation, molecular function: DNA binding. Gene Ontology annotation, cellular component: RNA polymerase III complex. NCBI's taxonomy places the organism in Eukaryota, Metazoa, Chordata, Actinopteri, Perciformes, Percidae. The record is from RefSeq and is a predicted model, not a curated record. The coding region runs from base 156 to 1325 and encodes 389 amino acids. The transcript has 9 exons. Gene Ontology annotation, biological process: transcription by RNA polymerase III.
UGAGUGAUGAUGAUAAUGAUGACGCUGCGGAAGUGUCAUGGCGCCGGCCGUGCGUAAUGCCGUGUCAGAAGCAGCAGCAGCACGAAACAACGCGUUGUAAUGACAAGUUUGGACUAAAUAUCUAAUUAGGACGACCGAGGAAUCAUAACUUUAGGAUGGCAGAUUCAGGCUCAGGUGACCCCAGUGGUCAACGUGCGGUGCCGGCCCCCGGAGGGAGCGGUUUGCCGCUGUUGAUGGGCCGCCGUCCUCCGGCCGCCAUCUCGACUGGCCGUCUCCCCUCGAUGCGAUCCAGAGACCUCACCCUGGGGGGGGUGAAGAAGAAAACCUUCACACCCAACAUUAUCGGCCGAAAAGCCAAGGAAGAAACGAAAGCUGAAGGCGGGCAGAGGAGAGACCGGAGGGACGCAGGCCGAGGCCGCGGUCCGAGAGACAGAGGCCGGGGCCGAGGGCGCCCAGAAGUCAUCCAGUCCCACUCGAUUUUUGAGCAGGGGCCUGCAGAGAUGAUGAUGAAAAAGAAAGGUGGCUAUGAGAAUGAGAAAGAAGCUCCGAGCAUGGGACCUUCACCCAUCAUCAACAUUAAAAAGGAGAAGAGAGAGACGGAGGAAGAGACCAAAGAGAUUCUUGCCAAGCUGGAGCGAGAUACUUUCAUAGACGAUCCCUUCCUGAGAAGUGAGCGGAGCAGCUGCCCCGUCCAGCUUCCCCUCGCUGUGUCGGGAUGGGGGUUCACGGAGGAAUUCACCAAGGCUGCUGUUAAAAUGGAGAAGGUGGAGGACGACGACGUCGAACCCAUGGACCAUGCAGUUGAAGUGAAACAGGAGCCCGAGGAAAUGGAAAUAAAGAAGUCGGAGGGAUUCUUCCGGCCGCCCCCUCUCCCUGAGCCCGACGUUCUUCCCGACCUGCUGCACCGAUGGAGUCUGGGCAAAGGGGAGGAGCUGUUCUUCAUGCAGAUGCCCGACACGCUGCCGGGCCAGCCGCCCACCCAGGAGCACCGGCCGGUGAAAACAGAGGUGCAGUCGGAGGACGGGCAGUCGGUGCUUCUGAAGACCGAGUCUAAGGAGGAGGAAGCUGAAGACAACAACUGCAAUCUGAAAGACCUGCGGGAGGGUCUUGUGGGAAAGAUGCUUGUGCGGAAGUCUGGCCGGGUGCAGCUCAUACUGGGACACGUGAAGCUCGACGUGUCUUUAGGAACAUCGUGCUCUUUCCUUCAGGAGCUGGUCUCUAUUAAUUCGGAGGGAAGAACGGGCGACUUGACCGUGUUAGGGAACGUCAAACACAAGAUGGUUUGUUCCCCAGACUUUGAGGCUCUUCUGGAGAGUAGCGCUUGAUACUUGUGAUGUUGACAAGAAGUUCCCUUUUGCUACGAACUGUCACUUUGAAACCUGACAUCAAAUACAAGUUCAAUGGCUGUUGAGUGAGUGGCUAUACUAACGUAUUGAAAUACACUAUCUAUAAAUAUAUAACGUAUGAAGUUUUUAGUUUCUUCUUGUGGAAAUAGGCAUAUUAAUUCAGGGUUCAAAGGUUGAAUGGGGUGCCAAAUUUCAGUACCGUUUUCAUUUCUCUAAAUCUGAGAUUACUUGACAAGACUGUACAUGGAUGUAAAUGUGUGAAUAAAGAGAAGUUUUUGUUA